This is a messenger RNA of Vitrella brassicaformis, 1195 nucleotides long. The record is from the annotation of a GenBank genome assembly. NCBI's taxonomy places the organism in Eukaryota, Vitrellaceae.
UCACAUGUUUGUUGUCGAGCUGCACUUGGUGCUGCGCACAAAGAAAAGAGACACCACACACGUAUCACUCGCACACGCCUAGCGGAUGAAUGCGCCACCCACCCACUCACUCACUCUAUGUCAGUGACGAGGACUGAGCCCUCUUCGUUUUUUGAUCUCACCCACAGCCUGUUGGCGGGCGACCAGAUCUGUGGCAGCAGCGACUGGUCCAGCGUGCUGCCCGUGUGGUGCACCGUCACCACCACCUGCUUGUUGUUGACCCUCAUACUGGCGGCAUUAUAGUCAUCCACCUGAUUCCAUCCAGCCAGCCAGCCAAUCAAUAUCCGGCAGAUGUGUCAGCAUCUUCUUUCGUCGCACCAUUUGCUGCAGCCAGGGCUCUUUGGUGUUUGCUGACUGGAUGACAAGGCUUGUUGUAGUGGGGGGGGCCUGGGUGGUGGUAGUGGUAGUGGUGGUGGUGGUGGUUGGCCUCCGCGUGGUGCUGCGGACAGACGAGGAGCUCGAUGACGAGGAUGAGCGGUUACCCAAAGCGGCACCAAGUAUCCCGCCGAUGAAGGCCACCAUGAUGGCCACAGAGAAGAGUGUGAAACACACAAUCGCCGCUGGCUUGAGCUUCUGUCGCGACACACAGAAAAGCGCACCUGGCUGGCUGGCCCAUUCAUGGUGUACAGAAUAUAUCGCGUCCCUACCUUUCCGUCUGGCGUGAGUAUGGUCCUUUUCCAGCAGUCAACGGCACUCUGCGCCCCACCAGGCGACCCAACCUGCACUGGUUGUGGCGGUGGCGGUUGGGGUGCGGCUGCGUAAGGGCCCUGGCCGUACACCUGCGGCUGAACGCCAACGGCAUAGGGUGACUGGUACGGCUGCACAAACAAAUAGCAUACAGACCACACAAAUACACAUGCAUAAAGACAGAUGAAAGGCGUAUGUGGGGCUUGCAGGAAAUGACCUGCGUCGCCUGGUAUGGCCUUGCUGGUGGCCCAGGAGCGUAGGGCUGCACCUGAGGCUGACCGAACGGCUGCUGGAGUCCGGGCUGGGCAGGCUGCUGCUGCACGAUGAUGACGGGCUGCUGCUGCACCGGCUGUGCGGCCUGUGUAGGCUUGCCAUUGAUGUUGGCGUGGCUGUCAAAGGACGGGGCUGCCCCUGUGGGUGAGUCAUAACCAGGAGGUGGACCCGAAUAACGAGGUGGAGCUGACGCCAU